UCCGAUUCUUCUUUACAGAAGGAGAAGAGCCUUCGCAUUUCACAUCAUUCUUCCGGAUGGGGUCUCGUGAGCAUAUUGUAAUGCUACCAUACAUGGCCCAUGGCCAUCUCAUACCAUUCCUAGCGCUCGCAAGGCAGAUCCAACGAAGAACUGGCUUCACCGUCACCAUUGCCAACACCAAGCUCAAUAUCCAGUACCUCCGAAGUUCUACUAUUUCUACCGAUUCAAUUUCGGACGUCCGUUUCGCUGAGCUCCCCUUCUGCUGCUCCGACCACGACUUACCACCCAACACAGAGAACACCGAGAACUUGCCUCUCAACAAAAUAGUGAACCUCUUACACGCGUCGUUGAGUCUCAAAGAUCCUCUCCUCCGCCUUGUCCGUAAUAUCAUUGACCAAGAAGGCCGGCCUCCGCUUUGUAUAAUUUCCGACGUUUUCUUUGGAUGGGCUGCUGACGUUGCAAACAGUGUAGGCACUGCGAAUGUUACAUUCGCCACAGGCGGUGCCUAUGGCACUAUGGCCUACAUCUCUUUGUGGCUGAACCUCCCACAUCGCUCUACAGAUUCCGACGAGUUCGCGCUGCCGGGGUUUCCUGAGAGUUACCGUUUCCACCGAUCUCAACUUCAUCAGUUUCUAAGAGCUGCGGAUGGCACUGACAUCUGGUCUAGAUUUAUGCAGCCGCAGAUUUCGCGUUGUUUGGAGUCUUGUGGGUGGUUGUGUAACUCGGUCGACGAAAUUGAGCCUUUGGGGCUUCAACUUCUCAGAAAAUUUCUCAAGCUUCCUGUUUGGACUAUUGGUCCUCUACUUCCCAUCUCAGGAAACCCGUCCUCUUCACAGUCAAGUAUUUCCAGACAACGAGCCGGGAAAGAACCCGGGUUGGCUCCUGAAAAAUGCCUUGAGUGGCUUGAUUUACAGAGUCCUGAUUCGGUGCUCUACAUUUCUUUCGGCUCGCAGAACACCAUCGGCUCCUCCCAAAUGAGGGAAUUAGCGAUUGGCUUGGAGGAGAGUGGAAAAGCUUUCAUUUGGGUCAUAAGGCCACCCCUUGGAUUUGACCUGAAGGGUGAAUUCAGAGCGGAAUGGUUUCCGGAAGGAUUUGAAGAACGAACGACGAGGGAAAGCAAACGAGGCUUGUUGGUGCGCAACUGGGCGCCCCAGUUGGACAUUCUGUCACACAGAUCGACCGGAGCUUUUCUGAGUCAUUGCGGGUGGAACUCGGUAUUGGAGAGCUUAAGCCAGGGCGUGCCGAUUAUAGGGUGGCCGAUGGCGGCCGAGCAGGCGUACAAUUCAAAGAUGCUGAUGGAGGAGAUGGGUUUGAGUGUGGAGUUGAGUAGAGGGAUUCAGAGUGUUAUUGUGGGGAAGGAAGUGAAGAGGGUCAUUGAAUUGGUUAUGGACGAAGAGGGCAAAGGCGAGGAUAUGAGGAAGAAGGCUGCUCAGGUUAAAGAGCAGAUAUGGUCAGCAAUAAGAAACGAGGGAGAAGAGAGGGGCUCUUCGGUCAAAGCUUUGGAUGACUUUGUGACGUCCAUUCUUUCCAAGAGGCAAGAAGAACAAAAAACCGUGCCUGAAUUCGGGUACAACAAUUUAAGGGAAAUUAUAGAUUAGCUUUUGUCUUUUACUCCAACUAAAUUGGAGAAUAAAACGCUUAGGCGAUCGUCUCUCCCAAACCUCAACUCCCUCUUAACCGCCUCAAAGCACUAACUCCGAUCCAUGAGAGGACUGUGCUUCCCUCCCCCUUUUCACCCUCUUCUCCCUCUUCUCCUCCCUCCUUUUCCCCUCUGCUGCCGCUUCUUUUUAAGCCCCUACCUUGCAUGAGAUUACUUUAACAUUACUUGCCACAAUGGAGGCCUUAUCUUUGCUUUCUCUACCAACAUCACAGUCCACACCGGCCACCUCCUUCAUCCACCGCAUUUGGUUAGGAACUUGGGUUGAGUUUUUCGAAGCUAGAUCUAUGCUCUUUAGCCAGAUUCAACAUGACAUGCGUCUCUCCAUCAUGUUUCCCGCUGUCUUCCGCCUUCAUCGACACCAGCCGCAAUCCACCCAGACCUCCCCUCAUCGGAGCGUAGAUUAUAGGGCCCAGCGAGUGAAUUUCACUCGCCGACGUGUGGAGGCCAUGCACGUUCCUCCCCAUAUCAUUCCCCCGCCUCUGCUAUUAGCCGACGGUGGUAGUCCGCGGCGUCCUUGGCAGGAGAAAGGUUGUUCAAGGCUGGUGCGUGAAGGUCACGCGCCUGCACCUCCGACUCCCAACAUACCAACUAGUGUUGUGUUGUGUUGUUUGUUUUAUCACUUUUGUAUUUAUGGGCUAUCUAUUUUAUGUAUCUUCUUUGUGUUCUCUGUAAUGGUUACGCACCCGGUAUUUGGGUCCUUUGAACCCUAUGUACACCUUUAACCACCAUUACCGGUGGUGGCUUGGUUUCUAAACAUCCGUACCAAGAAUCAAUAGGCCUGAGUUCUAGGAUGCAUUACCUCCGCGUACUUACAUUCUUAAUGUUUAUUUUUGGUUGUCCAGCCCUAGUUUGAUGUAAUUUCCUUUUCUAGUACCUAAAAAAAAAAAAAAAAAUUGCUUUUGUGGAUUGCGAAUUAUGGACAAUUGUCGUAAAAGUCUUUCUUGUGUU
Molecule: messenger RNA, 2608 nt
Organism: Alnus glutinosa
Lineage: Eukaryota; Viridiplantae; Streptophyta; Magnoliopsida; Fagales; Betulaceae
Product: UDP-glycosyltransferase 92A1-like
Exons: 1
Coding region: 57-1598 (513 amino acids)
Molecular function (GO): UDP-glycosyltransferase activity
Source: RefSeq, a predicted model, not a curated record